AUGUCCGAAAAGUAUCUCCGUCAGCAAAAUCUGGUGCUCCUUCCACCGGAACAACCCAAGUACACUACGCGCGAUUGGGAUGCAAACAACCGCCGGCAGAAUCUGUUCUCUCUCGAGCAGCAAGCUUUGGCCGAUCGUGUAAUAAGCGAAAGUGAUCGCAUCAUCGACGAAACGAAGCAUACCACGGAAGAGAGCAAGAGUGAGGUGGACUUCCGGCUAAAGGAACGUAUCGAGGACAUCCAGUUCCGGCGCGAUGAGUUGCAGCAGCAGAAAAAGGAUGCUCACAUCGAGGAGGAAGCGUUGAAGGUGUACAAAAGGCGUACGAUCGAUGCGAUCAACACGCUGCGGGAGAUUGCGGUUCCAUUGUGCCAGAAAUGUAUCGUUUUGCGGGAAAAGCGCCAGGGAGUGGAUUUGGUGAACGACGGUGUUGAUAGAGAGCUGCGCAAGGAGCUGGACGUGACGGAGGGUGGCAUUGCGUUGCUGGAAAAGGUGUUGGAGCAGUGUGUGGAGCAGAUCCGUCGGCUAAGGGCAACCAUCUACCUGCUCGAUCGCGAUCUGGCCGACAAGGAUAGGUCGAUAAAGAUUGAUGCGAAAAAUCUGGAACUUCGUCCGAAUCAGAUGGAGCUGAAGAUUUACGCCGGAAGAGUACCGUUGGAUCCUUACAAUUCAACAGAUGAAGAGUGGAUCAUGGUAACGAACAAGAACAUUGCGGCCACAGCAAAGGAAAUCAAUUCCGCCCAACCAUUGCGCUCUUACGUCGAUCAGCUGUUGCGCCAGGUAGCGGAAGACAUCCGGACACAGGUCGAGCGUACGAAUGCCGCCUUCCGGGAGCGGGUGGCCGAGAUGCGCUACACCAAGAUCAAGCUCGAAAACGUCCACAAGGAAACGGUACGGCAGGUGAACGAGCUAACACGCACCGUAACGCGGCUCGAGCGAGAAAUUGCCGAAAAGGAAGGUUAUGUGGCGCUCGCCCAAACCCGUCUCGCCAAUCGAUCGCAGCGUCCCGGUAUCGAACUGUGUCGGGACAAUGUGUACGAAGGUUUAAAGCAGGAACUGGUAGCACUGCGUGAAACGAUUGCCAAGCUGGAUGGAAGUUUGGUCAAAUCAAAGGCAACCUUACGCUAUCUGCUCAACACGCAGGUUAUGCAGGAGGAGGAAAUUAAUCUCAAAACGGAAUCGCUCCGGAUCGACGAGGUGGACUGCAUUACCAUGCGGGAAAGUCUUAAAUUUCAAUCGUUUUAA
Anopheles maculipalpis is the source of this 1242-nucleotide messenger RNA. RefSeq names its product tektin-1. The transcript is spliced from 3 exons. Gene Ontology annotation, cellular component: microtubule cytoskeleton; nucleus. Lineage: Eukaryota; Metazoa; Arthropoda; Insecta; Diptera; Culicidae. The record is from RefSeq and is a predicted model, not a curated record. The coding region runs from base 1 to 1242 and encodes 413 amino acids. Gene Ontology annotation, biological process: cilium assembly; cilium movement involved in cell motility.